Molecule: messenger RNA, 1865 nt
Organism: Aplosporella prunicola CBS 121167
Lineage: Eukaryota; Fungi; Ascomycota; Dothideomycetes; Botryosphaeriales; Aplosporellaceae
Exons: 6
Biological process (GO): mitotic cell cycle; mitotic sister chromatid segregation; microtubule nucleation
Cellular component (GO): nucleus; centrosome; gamma-tubulin complex
Molecular function (GO): structural constituent of cytoskeleton; GTP binding
Source: RefSeq, a predicted model, not a curated record
CAUGCCUAGAGAAAUCAUAACCAUCCAGGCCGGCCAGUGCGGCAACAGCGUCGGAAGCCAGUUCUGGCAGCAGCUGUGCCAGGAGCAUGGCAUCAACCAGGACGGCAAUCUCGAGGAUUUCGCGACUGAGGGCGGUGACAGGAAGGACGUCUUCUUCUACCAGUCGGAUGAUACACGCUAUAUUCCCCGCGCCAUCCUUCUCGAUCUCGAGCCCCGCGUCAUCAACGGCAUUCAAACGGGCGCAUACAGAAACAUCUACAACCCCGAAAACUUCUACGUCCACAAGGAUGGCACCGGCGCGGGAAACAACUGGGCUGCUGGUUACGCCAUGGGCGAGUCGGUGCACGAAGAGGUCAUGGAUAUGAUUGACAGAGAGGCCGACGGAAGUGAUUCGCUGGAAGGCUUCAUGCUGCUUCACUCUAUCGCCGGUGGUACUGGCUCGGGUCUCGGAAGUUUCCUCCUCGAGCGCCUGAACGACAGGUUCCCGAAGAAGCUGAUCCAGACGUACUCUGUCUUCCCCGAUACCCAGAACGCCGGUGAUGUCGUUGUGCAGCCGUACAACAGCUUGUUGUCCAUGCGGAGGUUGACGCAGAACGCGGACUCGGUGGUUGUCCUUGACAAUGGCGCUCUCUCGAGAAUCGCCGCAAACACGCUUCACGUCCAAGAGCCGUCCUUCCAGCAGACCAACCAGCUUGUCUCGACCGUCAUGUCCGCCAGCACCACCACCCUGCGCUACCCCGGCUACAUGCACAACGACCUCGUCGGAAUCGUCGCUUCUCUGAUCCCCACUCCGCGCUGCCACUUCCUGAUGACCUCGUACACUCCCUUCACCGGCGACCAAGUCGAAUCGGCCAAGACGGUGCGCAAGACGACGGUCCUGGAAGUCAUGCGUCGCCUGCUGCAGCCCAAGAACCGCAUGGUUUCGACCAACCCCAGCAAGAGCAGCUGCUACAUCUCCAUCCUCAACAUCAUCCAGGGCGAAGCCGACCCCACCGACGUCCACAAAUCGCUCCUCCGUAUCCGCGAGCGCCGCCUCGCGACCUUCAUCCCCUGGGGCCCGGCCUCGAUCCAAGUCGCCCUGACCCGCAAAUCGCCCUAUAUCCAGCAAUCGCACCGCGUGUCGGGCCUGAUGCUCGCGAACCACACGGGCAUCUCGACCCUCUUCAAGCGCAUCUUGUUCCAGUACGACCGCCUGCGCAAGCGCAACGCCUUCCUCGAGCAGUACAAGCGCGAGGCGCCCUUUGCCGACGGGCUGGGCGAGUUCGACGAGGCCAAGGCCGUGGUCCAGGACCUUAUUGCCGAGUACGAGGACGCGGAGCAGGCUGAUUACCUCACCAAGGAGAGCUUGGGCGGCAAGGACGAGGGCGCUGCUGCUUGAGGCAAGCACUAGCUGCUUGAUUGUGGUAGUGUUGUUGCCGCUGUGGCUGCUGCUACUACUGCUGCUGCUGCGCCCGCUUAAGUACCUACUUACGCCGCGAGGUAUAGGCGCCUGCGCAAGACGGCAACGACGGAUAGCUCCUUUGCGCUGUCCCAACAAAAAAAACAUGUUACUCCCACAUGCAUGUAUCGUAUCACACAUACAUACAUACCUACAUGCAUGCACCAGCCGGCAGGCAGGCAGACUGAACGGGUCGGCACAAACUCGACUUCGGAGCCCCUUUUGUUUAAGAGAGGUAGCGUAACGUAGCGUAGCGCUGGAGCUGCAGGCGUUUUUACGGACAAGCAGGCGGACGGACGGAUUGAUUGAUGGACUGAUGGACUGACGGUCGAUGAUGACGAUGGGGACGGGGUUGGCGGCGGGAUUCUGCUUUAACCAGGGCUUUGAAUGCUGGUUGGUCCUCUUAUUUACUCCCUUUUUUUUUUUU